CUGAUAUCGCACCAUUCGCGUAUGUAUACCGCGUGUUGUGAGGCGUGUUUCAUCUUCAGGCGUAUUACUUUAUAAUCGUGUUGUCGAUUGUUUUUUUUUCUUGAUUGGGCUGUAUUGUGAUAGAUUUUUGUUAAUUUAUAAAGGAUAUCUAGUUCGGUUAUCUUGUGAGAAUGUUUUGAAUCGUUACAUCUGCUUAUAGGUGAUGUGAUGAAGUUUUGUGCCCAACAUUGAGUUGUUUAAUUUUUCUUUUGUUCCUAACGCAAUCGCAAUUUAUGCAACGAUUAGAUACCCACGCUAUCAUUUAUUGGCUAUCAGUGAAAAGAGUAAUCUUUAAUCUUGACAAGUUAUUGGUUUGAGAUGGAAGCAGCUUCGUUUAUACAGCACAGUAGAAUUGUGAGUUGCAGGAAGCCCUUAAUGCGCCUUGAAUAAUAAUUACUGUGGUGCACUGUAGAGCCUAGCGAAGUAGAACGAAACCACAAAAUCUGCUGAAGGCAUGAACGGGAUAAAAUAAGUGCGGAAAAAUAUCGAUCGCUUCCUGUGUUGAUGCUUGUGUGUAUCAUAGUCUGUGGGGUUGAAAAAAGUGUAUCUCCUUGUACCGUGUGACGAAAUAAUAUCAACUAAUCGAAAUAAUGUCGGUAAUGGUCGAAUCAUCUCCUGUUGCUAUGGUGACAAUUUCGUGUAGUACACUGACUAACGACCAGCAGCAUCCGGAAGAUAUGGUCCGGAUCAGCGACAGUCGUUUCGAUAGCAACCUCAGUCCAGUCAGUGGCCUUGACCUGUCCCGUUCGCCGUCAUGUGGAGAUACAUUCAUGUCAGCAGCUACCGAUGGACCUCUGUCGUCUUCGGAUUCGGAAUGCAGUGGCGAUGAAGAGAUACAACUAGACGCUGCUGGGUUGGCUGCGCGUUCACCAUCGCUAAACACUAAUCACAAUUCGGCGACAGCGUUCGAUCACGUGCCUUCAUUGCCGAUGGAGAAUGGCGUGGGAGGGUUACGUGCGAUGUCACCAGGCGAGGGGCCGUCGGGAUCGUCGUCCAUCUCACUGUCGAUGGGAUCAAUGGGUGAGGAUUUGGGCGAAAGGCGCCCGUGCGAGCCGAUCAUUGUAGUAACAGUCAUUCCCGAAAAGAAAGGAAUAUUUCUGAAACAUUCGGAGUACGAGAUAAAAGCGAGAGCCUACGAUACGGUUGUACGAAGACGCUACAAGGACUUUGUGGCACUGUUCAGUUACCUGGUCGAGAAAUACCCCUACCGCAUUAUCCCAAGCCUCCCGCCCAAACAACUAUUGCCGGAUUCGCUACUCGAAGCACGCCGAGGUGGUCUGCAAACAUGGCUCACAAUACUGACGAUGCAUCCCGUGCUCGGCAGUUCUCCGAUUUUGAUCACAUUUCUAAGUGACCGAACCCCGGACUACCAGUACCGCAUGCGGGUCAUGUACGAGAAGCAAAUGGACGAGUUCAGCCGUCUGCGGGAGGACGUAGAUCUGCCGCUGGAAGACCUGAAACCGUUGGCCGCCAGUCGAGACAGUUUACGGAAGGUACUGCAAUCGUUGAUGCGGCUACGCAAAAUUUUCGACGAGCAGACAUCUCGUGCCGAACAGCAGGCUCGGGAUAUGGCCGAAGUGGAUUUGAUACUUCAGGGACUUGACGUACGAAAUGUAUUCGAGGAGAAAACAUUUGAGGAGAUUUCACACAGUGCCCAGAAGGUUGCAAGACAUUCCGAAACGUACGUCCAGCUGCAGCGGAAUGCCGUCAACGAACGGAUCCACGUGCUAAUGGAGGUGCUCGCUGCACAUAGUGAUCUGUGCGAGCGUGUGGAGAAAGGAAUCUUGGCGGACUAUCAGAAAGCUCUCUCGAAAUCACAUGUUGCCGAUAAGAUGAAAAUAAGAAGCAUCGAACGAGGAUCGGCGUCAAACCCUGCACAUCGCGAGGAAGCGGAUCUUUCGGAACGCAGGUGCGCUUUCGCUUUGCAGUGUGUGCGUAGCGAAACGUCUCUUACCGAGAAGUAUCUGUCGUCUUUGCCAUCGAUCCUGAUAUCGUAUGCCAAUGAGGAGUCCCAGUACCACAGCAAGGUAACCGACAUCGAAUACAUUCGCGCCAAUCGUUGGAAAUAUUUCAUAAAUUUCUCUUUCGCUGCAGAUGUCGAAGAUUUGGCAUCAGCUAGUAGCUAAUGAAACUUCCAAAUUAUGCUAAUGUCUAGCUUCUACGGUUGUUGACUUUCUAGGUUAUCAGGAAGGGUUCAGAAUUUUAAGUUCUUGAAGUUUUAUUCGAAACUAGUUUAGCACUUUUUUUUAAUAUAACAGGAUGCCAAAUCAGUAACAAUUUAAGACGCAAAUCAAUAAUUACAGUAAUUACGCACAUUCCAUAUGAUCAAACGAUUUUUAUUUUUGUUUAUACAAUAAAAUACGUAAUGGCCACUAUCAUGAAAAGGUUAGUCGUUAAGGAAAUAUUGAUAUUAUACACGCAAAUUGCACAGUAAGAUAAUACAUUUAGUUAUCGUA
Topomyia yanbarensis is the source of this 2495-nucleotide messenger RNA. RefSeq names its product sorting nexin-8-like. The record is from RefSeq and is a predicted model, not a curated record. The coding region runs from base 630 to 2165 and encodes 511 amino acids. The transcript has 6 exons. Gene Ontology annotation, biological process: retrograde transport, endosome to Golgi. NCBI's taxonomy places the organism in Eukaryota, Metazoa, Arthropoda, Insecta, Diptera, Culicidae. Gene Ontology annotation, molecular function: phosphatidylinositol binding.